GUCAGAUUUAGCUGCAAGCAUUAUGACUCCAUAGCAACAGACAAGUCUUUGCAUCUCCAGAGAGAUAAAGUACUACUUCUGUAACUAAGAUUUCAGUGUCCAAUGAAAAGAAAAAAAUGAAAGGCAUUAAGAAGAGUCCUACGGCAGAGUCUCUGUACCUGGAGUACUCUCACCAAACAGAAGGGUGCAUCUUUCCUCUCCACACGUCUGUAGCUCUGUUUUUAUUAUCUUACUGUGACUGCAAGGUCUUUAAUGUCUACUUAGUAUUUACUGAAGAAAACACAGACACUUCACUCCUAAGAGAGGCACUGUCCCAGGAUGUGGACAUACAGGUCAUUUCAAGACAGGAUGUCCCACCGAUAGUCCAGAAUUGCUGCUUGCCUGCGGUGGUAGAAAAAUCAGAUGUUUUCUGUAGAGCAGGACUUGCCGUUGUUCUGAGACACAUAAUCCAGAAAUCCUAUGAAGCUAAGCCGUCAAGAAAGGAAAUUUUGGAACUUCUGGGUUUUAAAAAGACUUGUCUUAAAGCCUGUGCUGAAGUCAGUGAGUGGACCAGGCUAUGUGAACUCACCAUCCCUUUGGCUGUUGAGAAUUUUCUCCAAGAGUCUUCUGACCAGUCCCCAGCUAUCCCUGAAGAAAUCCUACAGCUUGAGAGAAAGCUCAGUGAGCCUGUCAGAGUACACAAUGAUGACAAACUCCGUAGACAGAAGCUAAAGCAACAGAAGACUGCUGGAGUUGAGCCUCCCUCUGGCAAGGGAAAAGCAAAGGGCAAGGCUGGUGCACAGAAACCAUCCAAAGAGUUGUCUGGCUCGUCCAAGAGUCUGGAACUAAAGGUGGCAUUCUCAAAGCUCACAAUGCAAGACACAGCUGAUACCAACAGGGAGCCUUCUCACAUCAGGAAAGCAAAAGCCUCUGCCCUUCCGCCUCUGGAGCACGUGUUUGCAGAAGGACUGUACUUCACCUUGGCGGACAUUGUGCUUUUGCCCUGUGUUCAUCACUUUUUGGUAAUUAUCUGCAAGAAAUAUUAUGAGAAGCUGGAGCAGUUUCCCCUGCUAACCUCUUGGUAUCAGAGGAUUCAGGAAGUGCCAAAAGUAAAGACAGCAGCUUCCAAGUGGGGGAUCCACUUCCUGUGUUUACCAGAAUUGCUGAAUUCUGAAAGUAAACCACACCUGAACUCUGAUGAAGUGACAGCUGUAGAGGAACCAAGUGACCCUUUAUUUACAGGAGGACCAAGACCAACCAUGACCAAGUUAACGGAAACAGGCAUUGAAGCAAUGUUUUCUCCGCACCCUUGUCCCUCUUGGACCCUUGACUGGAACAGCCUUCCUGCUGCUGUCAGCCCAAAAGAAGGUGAGCUUUGGUUUGCCUGUUGGUGUAAGAUUUUACAGUCAAUCUGGACUCACUUCAGAGCCAUCUUCCCGUACUCAAAAUGUCUUUGUCUGUACUUAAUAUUUCAGUAAUGUAUCUAGUAUCCA
Cricetulus griseus (Chinese hamster) is the source of this 1472-nucleotide messenger RNA. The record is from RefSeq and is a predicted model, not a curated record. Lineage: Eukaryota; Metazoa; Chordata; Mammalia; Rodentia; Cricetidae.